Molecule: messenger RNA, 2330 nt
Organism: Stegostoma tigrinum
Lineage: Eukaryota; Metazoa; Chordata; Chondrichthyes; Orectolobiformes; Stegostomatidae
Gene: ecd
Product: ecdysoneless homolog (Drosophila)
Exons: 13
Coding region: 121-2043 (640 amino acids)
Cellular component (GO): nucleus
Source: RefSeq, a predicted model, not a curated record
AAGUGACGGACCCGGUCGGUGGGGGAAGCCGUUCAGUGACGUUCCAGGUCGGGGGGAAAGCCGUUAGGUGACAGACCCGGUCCCGGGUGGGAGAAGGCAUUAAGUGAGGGCUGACGGGCCAUGGAGUCGCUGGUAGAUGAGCGGCGUCGUGACUGGCCGCAGGACACAGUCGGCUACAGGCUUUAUGAGAUUGGCGGCGAGGCUCUUCAGUCUGAUCCCGAUCCCCGGGCCCGGUUGGAGCAGCAGUUGGAGAAGAUCGUCGGCAGCCUGGCCCCGCUCUGUGCCGGUUACAUCUGGCACAAUGAGGCCUUCAGGCUGCAAUACACGCCGGCCCGGGGAGAUGUUCCGGCUCACGUUGGUGGUGUCACAAACUUUGGUGAUAAUGUGGAUGACGAAUGGUUGAUUGUCUACCUCAUUCAACAAAUCACCAAAGAGUUCCCAAACUUAGUGGCAAGUGUUGAUGAUAAUGAUGGGGACUUCUUGUUGAUUGAAGCUGCUGAGCACCUACCCAAAUGGUUGAACCCUGACACUAGUGAAAACCGGGUAUAUUUUUAUCGUGGAGAGUUGCAUAUCAUCCCAAUCCCUCAGAACCCAGGGGAACUCUCUUGGUUACCAGUUAGCAAUCCUACCAUCUCUCAAGCCCUCAGUCUGCUCAACACUCAUUCUGACAAAUGUCUGGCAGUAGAAUCCAUUCGCAAAGCUAUAAGGAGACGCAUUCAAAGUUACCCAGAAAAGAUUUAUGCUGAUCGACAUCGAGCUUACUGCUAUGUUCCAGCAGGUAUCGCUGCAGUGCUGAAACGUCGCCCUGAUCUUUUGGCACCUGCUGUCCAAGCUUUCUAUCUUCGCGAUCCUGUUGACCUACGUGCUUGCCGCCCGUUUAAGCUCUUUCUCCCUGAGACUCGUGUGAUGACUCUGGUGACAUUUACAAAAUGCUUGUACGCCCAGUUACAGCAGCAGCGGUUCACACCAGAUAGACGGACUGGUUACACACUACCAGCACAGACCGACCAGCAUUUCAAAGCACAUGCACUGGGCACAAAGCUGGCCCAUGGCUUUGAGAUCCUGUGUUCCAAAUAUUCACAGCACUCUCCUAGCUUCAAGACACAAAGCAAUAUUUCCAGUGACCCACUCUGGGAAGGCUUUAUAAGCAGUCUAAAGAAGAACGACUAUUUCAGGGGAGAACUGGAGGGUUCUGCACGCUACAAAGACUUACUCCAAAUGGCAGAGAUUUACUUCCAGCAUUCUGUUUCCAGGCCCACAAGUUCACCUGCCUUAAGCCCAGGGCAACAGAUCCUGCAGCUUUUGCAAUCUCUGUCCUACAGUGUGGAAGAACUACAGAAGGAAGGGGACAACCUCCCUCCAGAGGAUGAUGACGGCUGGUUGGAUAUUUCACCUGAGGAGCUGGAUCAGAUGCUGGAGGAGGCUUCUGGAAGGAAACUGUUGAAUUCUGCCAGACUGGAGGAGGGACUGGAUUAUGAUCUCAAUGACGUCACAAAGACUAUGAAGGCAUUUGUCUCAAAAGUGUCCUCUCAUGAAGGUGCAGAGAUACCACGAUCUUCGGCUACUGGCCAAGUUGAGUUUGACAUGAACUCCUUCACAGGUGCUUUGGAAAGGAUCCUAGGGGUAGAAUCAGAUGAGCUCGAUUCAGAUGAUCUUGAUGAGGAAGAAGAUUAUGAUUUAUUGCACUGUGACACAGAAUCUGACACACAAGAGGGUAAAUCAGAAGAGGAUAUGUCUGCCACAGAGACACUUGAGAACAUCCGAGACUACAUGAAGCAAAUGGAUCAGGAGCUGGCAAGAACCCAAAUUGGCAAAAGCUUUACUAAAAUCACUGACAAGGGUGGCUCAGAUGAACUUGAUGUAUCUGAAGAAGCAGAGGGUGAAUCGGGUGAAGAGGAUUUCAAGGUUCUGCCUGUCGAUGUGGACUUGAAUCUGGUGGAGAACCUAUUGGAGUCAUACAGCUCACAAGCUGGCUUAGCUGGACCUGCCUCUAACAUCUUGCAGAGUAUGGGAAUCCGACUACCAGAUAACCAGGACAAGUGAAACCUCUGGUACCACUGCAAUGAUGCCAUUUUAGACUCUGCUUUCUGAUUCUUUAUUGCUGCUACAGCACUACUGUUUCAUAAUGACUGGCAGGCAAUUGCCGUUAAGGCUGACUGUGGCUGUAGAUUGCAAUCAGCAUUCACCAGUGAACUAGAAACCUCAAAUUCUUUGAAAGGAAACUAUGGACUAAUGCUGCAAUCUAUGAGAAUUUCUCUCCAUAUUUCAAAGUUUUGUAGAAACUAUUUUUGUAUUUGUAAAUAAAUGCAAUAUCAGAACUUCUGAAAUGA